AAUCUGUUCUUCAUCCCAAGCUUUGCCUCAUGAUUCCAGAAUUGGAGAAGCCUCGGGUCACGGAGAUAAAUGUCCGGAUGGACUGUAACGGCUGUGUGCAGAAGAUCAAGAAGGCGCUACAUGGCAUUAAUGGUAUAUAUGAUCUCCACAUUGAUUUCCCACAACAGAAAUUGACAAUUGUUGGUUGGGCUGAUCCUGAGAAGAUUGUCAAAGCCAUUAGGAAGACCAGAAAAACUGCCACCAUCUGUUCACAUACAGAGCCAUCAUCAGACCAACCUUCUCAGCCCACAGAACAAGCCCCCAACAGUGGCGCCCCACCGCCUACGGAGGCAGCAAACCCUUCCCAACCUGAGGCCCCGCCAUCAGAACAACCAAAGGAACCUCCGCCUCAGGAAAAUCCGCCGCCGCCGCCGCCUCAGCAAGCGGAAAAUCCGCAGCCGGAUGCAAAUCCGCCUCCAGCCGCUGCUGCCAACCCUCAAGAAGGCCAACUGCCUCCGCAAGAAAACCAGCCACCACAACCCUCCAUGCCUAAGGAGGUAGGCGAGGUUCACACAAUAUACCAUCACCCCCCGGAAUAUGGUUACAGAUCAUACGGCUGCAACCGCAGCUACAAUGGCCACUACUACAACUACCCGAGCAGCAGCAGCCACCAAGCAUUUCAACACGAGCCACCGCCACUGCCACCAGCGCCGGUCUACGUGACUCACAGCUACAACACAUACAGGCCGUCACCUUAUGUCACCGAAUACGAGUACGUGAGAUCACCACCACCACCACAAUACAACUACAGUCAAUACCGGAACAUAGACCACUAUGGGGAGGAGUCCCCCAGCAGCUAUGCCAGCGCCGCUGGGAGCGGAAACAUCACUUCGAUUUUCAGCGACGAGAACCCGAAUGCUUGCAGAGUGAUGUGAGAGGAUUGUCUUGAGGGUGAUUGGCAUGAUCAAGCAACGCACAUGGACCGUUCUUCGCCUUGGACUCAAAGAGGGUGUGGCAAAAGAAAAAAGGUUAAUCCAAAUUAGGAAUAAUUUGUAGGACAAUAAAAUUUGAGUGGCCGCAGUAUUUUGGUGGAUUAGCAUUUGAGGAAAAGAAUGAGAUUCCAAGCUUGUAAGUGCAGGAAGAAUCGGACAUACAAUGAGAAAGUUAAAAAUGAAACUUGAAAGUCUAAUUCAAUGCCGUAACCAUUUCCUUUUUC
Messenger RNA from Syzygium oleosum, 1195 nucleotides. RefSeq names its product leucine-rich repeat extensin-like protein 2. Lineage: Eukaryota; Viridiplantae; Streptophyta; Magnoliopsida; Myrtales; Myrtaceae. The transcript is spliced from 3 exons. The coding region runs from base 30 to 914 and encodes 294 amino acids. Gene Ontology annotation, molecular function: metal ion binding. The record is from RefSeq and is a predicted model, not a curated record.